Ochlerotatus camptorhynchus is the source of this 1083-nucleotide messenger RNA. Its product is annotated as putative odorant receptor 83c. The record is from RefSeq and is a predicted model, not a curated record. The coding region runs from base 1 to 1083 and encodes 360 amino acids. Gene Ontology annotation, molecular function: olfactory receptor activity; odorant binding. Gene Ontology annotation, cellular component: plasma membrane. Lineage: Eukaryota; Metazoa; Arthropoda; Insecta; Diptera; Culicidae. The transcript is spliced from 4 exons. Gene Ontology annotation, biological process: sensory perception of smell; detection of chemical stimulus involved in sensory perception of smell.
AUGAAAUCGUCCGAAAGUCCACUGGAGAGCUUCGAACGCAUUCUCAACUGGCAGCAUCUGAUCCUGAAGCUUAUCGGAUGCGAUGGCUUUUCGCCCGAAUUCCGAUUCACCGCAUUGACGUUUCUCUUCGUAUUCUUGGCCGGAUUGUUCAUGGUGAUUUCCUUCAUCGAUCUGUACCUGUUCCGUGAUGAUGUGUUCAACUUUACAUUUGUUAUGGUUACUAUAUUCUACGCUUUAAUUGGAGUAGGACGGCUGAAAAUCUUGUUGCGUCACCCGAUCGCUGCAAGUAACUUGGUACGGAAAAUGAAACAGGUUUACCGAGAAGCUUCUAGUGACGGAAGUGAACGGUUGGUUAUCCUCAAGUACACCACGGUACUGAAACAUUGCGUUAUCUUUUAUGGUGUAAUCUUUUUGGGUGGCGUCAUCUUGGCCGGAUUACUUCCAUUGGUGGUUUACAUGUGGAACGGCGACAAGAUUCUACCAUUCGGUGUCCUGAUUCCUUUCGUCAAUCCCGAAACGGCUGAUGGCUAUGAGCUGAACUUCAUGUAUCAGGUUAGCUGUAUGCUAUGGACGCCCCCUGCACUGACCGCAUCACAGAACUUCUACUUCGCUUUGGUGUUCAACAUAUGUAUUCAGUACGAUGUUUUGGUGCUAAAGCUACAGAAUUUGGACGAUUUGAUAGCCAAAAACGUGAAUGGAAAGUUGGAUGGCCAAAUACGGGAUGUUUUAAUCAACAUAAUACAAUACCAACAACGAUUGAUCAUCAUGACCUUCUUUGUGCUUCACAUUGAUAUGUGGUUCCCCGGAUAUUUGGUCAUUCUCGUAUCGACAUUUCAACUUUUCCUGUGCUGCAUGAUGGGUACGCUGAUCGAUGUCAAAAGUGACGUAUUCACCGAUAAAAUCUACAACAUAUCAUGGCAUGCAAUGGCAAAGGGCGAUCAAAGGAUGUUGAAAUUCAUGCUCGAAAAGUCGCAACAAUCGCUGAAGUUGUCCUGCGGAGGAAUGAUGACUGUCAACAUGAAUCUUUUUCUGGCGGUGUACAAAAAAAUCUACUCGAUUUUCAUGAUGCUGCAGAACAUUUGA